CGCUUUCUUCAUACCCAGCUUCGAACAUCUUCAAGGUGAAAUUUGCUUUUUUCCCCUUUUCACUUUCUGCCCGUUUGAGCCUUCCCCUGUUCUCCGCACCUCAGUUUUCGCGUGUUUUAGCUGCAGAAGCAGAAACAUUUGCGCUCAUUUGUGUAGAAAAGAGCGACCCAUUUGUGUUUUUUUUUGCCCCGAAAUUUGCUUUGGAACGAGGAUUUAAUUAGUCGGUCUUGGAAAAGACGUGGUUUUGGGUGUCUUGGUUUUUCAUUGCGCUCAGCAAAGUGGGUGGCUUUUCUUGUUGCGGAUGGUGGCUGUCUGAUGACAAGUUGAGGAAAGUGGCUGGUAAAGAUGGGGUCUUUUUCUCUUCACGCGUCUUGCUUGGCACAGCCUAAGCUCCCAUGGAGUAAUGACUGCUCUCAGAACCUGAACAGCCUCAAGCUUCCUGCUCUGCAGCAGAGAGGACCCAAUUUUGGCUCACGCAAAGCUUCAAAAGUUCUUGCUUUCUAUGGGUUGAAGAGUCCUCCGUAUGAACUUGAUGCUCUUGAACCAUACAUGAGCAAGAGGCUUAUGGAAACACACUGGGGAGAACAUCAUCAUGGUUAUGUGGAAGGCUUGAACAAACAACUUGAGAAGAAUGAUAUAUUAUAUGGCUACACUCUUGACGAACUUGUCAAAGUAACUUACAACAAUGGGAACCCACUACCGGAGUUCAAUAAUGCUGCACAGGUUUGGAAUCACGACUUCUUUUGGGAAUCAAUGCAACCUGGAGGUGGAGGCAUGCCAGAACUGGGUCUUCUUCAGCAGAUUGAAAAGGACUUUGGUUCAUUUACCAAUUUCAAGGAGAAGUUCAUUGAAGCUGCUCUGUCACUGUUUGGAUCAGGCUGGGUUUGGCUUGUCUUGAAGAGACGAGAAAAGCGACUUGAAGUAGUGAAGACAUCAAAUGCUGUUAACCCGAUUGUGUGGGACGACAUUCCCUUAAUCAGCUUGGAUACGUGGGAACAUGCUUAUUACCAAGAUUACAAGAAUGAUCGAGGGAAAUAUGUUAAUGCAUUCAUGAAUCACCUUGUGUCCUGGCAUGUCGCGACAGUCCGGAUUAUCCGUGCAGAGGCCUUUGUUAAUUUAGGCGAACCCAAGAUCCCCGUUGCAUGAUAUGCUUCAACUUCAAGAAGCCGCUGUUUUUGUAGUCUUGCGGGAUGUAGACGUAGAUCAUGGAUGAGUUUUUCUUUUUAAUGACAUAAAACAGGAUUUAGUCAAACUCUUUUCCCCCACAUUUUCCUCUCUUUUUUUUUUCAAUAUAAUAUGUAUAUCUGAUGAACACGCCAGUGACUGUGCUGUACCAAUUUGUGAUCAUAGCUGAGGCAGAGAUUAGAAAUCAGAAACUUGCCGCCCCAUUUUUCGUUGUCUUGCAUUUAUAUGUGCUUGUUUUUGGUUAA
Syzygium oleosum is the source of this 1430-nucleotide messenger RNA. RefSeq names its product superoxide dismutase [Fe] 3, chloroplastic. Gene Ontology annotation, cellular component: chloroplast nucleoid. The transcript is spliced from 8 exons. NCBI's taxonomy places the organism in Eukaryota, Viridiplantae, Streptophyta, Magnoliopsida, Myrtales, Myrtaceae. The record is from RefSeq and is a predicted model, not a curated record. Gene Ontology annotation, molecular function: metal ion binding; superoxide dismutase activity. The coding region runs from base 346 to 1146 and encodes 266 amino acids. Gene Ontology annotation, biological process: superoxide metabolic process.